Molecule: messenger RNA, 1510 nt
Organism: Mugil cephalus (flathead mullet)
Lineage: Eukaryota; Metazoa; Chordata; Actinopteri; Mugiliformes; Mugilidae
Gene: atpaf1
Product: ATP synthase mitochondrial F1 complex assembly factor 1
Exons: 9
Coding region: 6-941 (311 amino acids)
Biological process (GO): mitochondrial proton-transporting ATP synthase complex assembly
Cellular component (GO): mitochondrion
Source: RefSeq, a predicted model, not a curated record
UAUAGAUGUGGGACGGGAGCGAUGGGAAGAUGGCGGCGGCUUUGGUCCAAAUGUCAUGUCUGUACCGGGGCAUGUUAGCGGUCAGGGCCACCGGCAUCAGGACGCUGAUCCCCGGCAUGGUCCCGGCACAGUUCCGAGCCUUCUCGGUUCGGAAGGAACCGGAACUGGAGGAAAACCCGUUCUACGGCAAAUACCAGGACAAGAUCCAGAAGCUGCGCAGCGCUAAACCCCAGGAGUUCAAGACCCGACUGGAGAAGAGACAUGAAAAUAAGAAGGACGUCCUUGCAGACUCCAAGCAGGCAGAGUUCAUCCGACUCAUGGAGCAGGAGUUGGAGAAAAGGGACAAGAUGGCCGCUGGCGAUGAAGCAUCAGGAGGUUUCACAAAGAACAAGACGUUGGGCUCCAUCCUGAACCUGGAGAUGAUCAAGGAGAAGACGGGGGAGGAGGUAGCAGAGCUGUGGAUGAAAUAUUAUGCGAGUAAAGACACGAUCAGCGCCGUCAUCCCGGCACAGAUCUAUGGGAUGAUUCUGAACAGAUCGAAGUCGUGUCCGAUGUUUCUUUACGCUUUGCCUCAGAAGGAGGGUUAUGAGUUCUUCGUGGGUCAGUGGUCCGGACACGAGCUCCACUUCACCUCCCUCAUCAACGUCCAGACGCUGGGUGAGAACGCCCCCAGUCAGCUGAUCCUCUACCACUACCCAGACCUGAAGGAGGAGAAGGGCAUCGUGCUCAUGACGGCGGAGAUGGACCCCAAGUUCAUCACCGUCCACCAGGCUCAGUGUUUGGCCAAUCAGGUGCAGCUGUUCUACGGCACGCAGAGGCAGGAGACGUUCCGAUUGGUGGAGACGUUUAACCACCAGCCCGCCGACUUCAGACACAUGUCGGUGAUAGCGGAGCUGGAGCAGAGCGGCCUGAGCUCGGCCGGAGCCUCCGGGGGUUCGUAGGACGGGCCGAACGUUUCCAGGAACUUUUAAGAAAAAAAAAAAGACAUUUAUUCCGCUUUCCACGUGGACUCAGCUGCUUCUACGCGGUUUUAGGAGAAAGAAGCUUCUCAUCAACUCUCAUGACUUUUCCUCGUCUCAUUAUUUGGAGGGAAAUAAUAUUCGUCAUGUUCAGUUCUGUAAAUCUCCAGAAAGACUUUGUUAGCGCUGUAGCUAACGCCCCCCCCCCCCCCCCCCAACCCAUAAAUAUGUUUAAUAAAUCAUCUUUGAAACCACAUCCUUUAAUUUUAGUGGAUUUACUGUUAAGAUUUAACAAAUCAUUCCAGUUUUUUUUUAAGCUACAAAGACAGAUUCUGGUCUGGCAAGUUUGGGUUUAGAGUCUGAAGUAAAUAAAAAAAAAAAGUUUAAAUUAAUUAAAGACAACAAUCUUUUUGAAAAAACCUCAGAUAAACUCACACUGAUGAACAAAAACUAGCAUUAAAUAAUAUUUAAAAUCUGGUGCUUAUGUUGUGUUUAUGUAUCAGAGGCAUAAAGAGUGGAGGUAAAUUACAGUAAAUAAACAGUUAAAAUGA